Penicillium bovifimosum is the source of this 2523-nucleotide messenger RNA. Its product is annotated as repressor protein. NCBI's taxonomy places the organism in Eukaryota, Fungi, Ascomycota, Eurotiomycetes, Eurotiales, Aspergillaceae. Gene Ontology annotation, biological process: chorismate biosynthetic process. The record is from RefSeq and is a predicted model, not a curated record. The transcript has 2 exons. The coding region runs from base 1 to 2523 and encodes 840 amino acids. Gene Ontology annotation, molecular function: 3-phosphoshikimate 1-carboxyvinyltransferase activity; 3-dehydroquinate dehydratase activity; shikimate 3-dehydrogenase (NADP+) activity.
AUGCUCGAUAUCAAGCCUCCCACUCAGCCCGCGCUCGUCGAUACCGAGUCCGAAACCUCUAAGAAUGCUUCGAAAGAGUCCUCCCCUCACGCCAUGACGCGCCCUUCGUCUACCCCUCCUCGCACCUUUGCCCCCGAUGCUUCCCUUGUUUUGGUUGGCAUUCGCGGAUGUGGCAAGCGCUCACUAGGCUUCGUUGCCGCCACUGCAUUGAAGCGACGCUUUGUCACCGAAGACCACUACUUCAGAGAAAUUACAGGCGUCACACGACAGGAAUACCUCAAGCGCAAUGGCAGCCAAGAGUUUCAGCGCCGAGACAUUGAAGUACUGAAAAUGAUGCUGGAUAAUCACCGGACGGGCUGCGUCAUGGAGUGUGGACUGGCCAGUUUGACGCGACCUGUGCAGGAUCAUCUACGUCGGUAUGCCCAGACCAACCCGGUGGUCCAUUUGCUGCGCGACAUCGAUCGCAUCCAGCAAUUGCUUGGCUUGGAGGACCAGGCGGUGCGGUUAUUCCGGGAGGGGGACCCUAUGCAUCGAACAUGUUCGAAUUUUGAAUUCUUUAAUCUUGAAGAUCGGACACGCGCGGGGGACGAUGGGUCCCCAGAUCGUCGGUCUGCCGAUUGUUCGUUCAAGUUGCAAGACGUGAAGGAGGACUUCACGCGGUUUGUGCAGUUCAUUACUGGACUUGAUGUGAACUACUCAAACUACGACUCCCCAUUUGUUCUCCUGGAGACACCGCCAGAGCUUCGCUCUUUCACCCAUGCCAUUCUCGUGCGCUCUUCGGACCUGAUCGCCGACAAUGUAGUCUUGGCUGAACUGGAGUCUGGCGGGGAUGCUAUCGAGCUCUGUGUCGAUCGAUGGAACUCAGACAUGGCAGCCACUGUCAGCAAACAGGUCUCUGUCUUGCGUCGAAAUGCGCGGACGCCUGUAAUACUCUCCGUGGAUAGAUCCUUCAGCGCGGUCGAUCCCGAUCGAACUGCCACAUCUUCUUCCCGAGUGUACUUUGAUAUUCUCGAGCACGGUUUACGUCUGGGGGUGGAGUACCUUGUCAUAGACAUGAACCAAGACCGAGCCCGGCUGGCUGGGAUCAUUGAAGGUCGGGGGAAUACCAAAAUCAUCGCCCAGCAGACGUUCGAACCGUCUUCCCCUAUCACUUGGGAUAGUCCAGACUGCAUCGCCAUUUAUCAGGAGGCGGAAAAACUCGGCUGUCAGUUGGUCCGUCUUCUACGAGUCGCAACAAUGCGCGAGGAAAAUGCAGCCGUGAUGGAGUUCUCCAACAAAAUCCGAUCAAUGCCGGGGAAUCAUCCACCGCUCAUUGCUUAUAAUGUUGGUGCCCUGGGUCGCACUUCACAGGUCUUCAACACGAUUCUCACCACGGUAACACAUCCAGCCAUCACCGCGUCCGCGGAGAACCAACACGGCCCGCAAAUAACCUCACGCGACGCCGUUCGCGCUCUCUUCCAGAGCUACGUGCUUGAUCCACUUAAAUUCUACAUCAUUGGAGAGAACGUCGCCUACAGUUUAUCUCCGGCAAUGCACAAUGCUGCAUUUGAGCAUUGCGGCAUGGGACACACCUACAGCAUCCCAGACGUACCGUCUCUCGCAGUGUUGGACCGGCUGGGCCGGGAUCCGCACUUCGGAGGAUCGAGUGUCGUGCAGCCAUGGCGUGUGGAGGUCUACCAAAAACUAGCUUCGAAAAGCCGACACGCAGAAGCCAUUGGGGCGAUCAACACGAUCAUGCCGCUACGCGGGGACGCGGAGGGACAAAUGUAUUCUCUGCAAGAACAAGCCAGCCGGCGCAACCAAGCCGGGCGCGUCUUGGGUUGGUACGGUGAGAACACCGACUGGGUAGGGAUAAUGACGUGUAUCCGGCGACAUCUCUCCCCACGCAACGCCAUCAGCGCCAAGACCACCGGCCUGGUGAUUGGAGCCGGUGGUAUGGCGCGGGCCGCCAUCUACGCCAUGCUCCGACUUGGCUGUCGCAGAAUCUUCAUCUACAACCGCACGCAGACGCGUGCCGAGGAGGUCGCGCGUCAUUUCAAUUCCUGGGCUUCGUCUCAAGUGGACUGGGUUGAAGUGGUGCAUGUCUUGGGGUCGCUCCAGGAAGACUGGCCCGCAGAUGCCGCUCAGCCCAGUCUCGUUGCAUCUUGUGUGCCAGCUGACCCGGACCGAGAUAAACCCCCCGCAAACUUCGAAAUGCCAGAGCAAUGGCUUGGGAGUCUAACGGGGGGUGUGAUACUCGAGCUGGCCUAUAAACCGCUUGAUACACCACUUCUACGACAAAUGCGCCGAGUGCGCAGCGAGACUGGACGACCUUGGGUGCUGUCUGACGGCCUGGAGAAUGUAACUGAACAGGGAAUCGCCCAGUUCGAGUUGAUGACAGGUCGCAAAGCACCUCGACGGCUCAUGACCUAUGAGGUUCUACGCAAUUAUGUGGGUGACAAUGGGCGGCGGUUUGACGAGAAAACGAUACAAGCUCGUCUGGAUGGUGUGGGUCUCCAGAAACUAGAGAAGAGUAACAGAUAG